Dentiscutata erythropus is the source of this 480-nucleotide messenger RNA. NCBI's taxonomy places the organism in Eukaryota, Fungi, Glomeromycota, Glomeromycetes, Diversisporales, Gigasporaceae. The record is from the annotation of a GenBank genome assembly.
AUGGAAAAAAAAAGAUCUUGUCCGUUCAUAACUAUAUUAAAAAAAAAAAAGAAAAUAACUGACGAAGAGGCAAAGCAAAUUACUAACCUUCGUAAAGAAAUUUUUGUAGCAACAAAGGUAGAUGAAGCAACAAUUGCUCGUGUUAUUGCUAAAUUCAAUAAAUAUAGAAACAUUACAUCAUUAGAACAAGGUCACCGACCUCCCAAAGAUUUUCAAGUAGAAUACGUGAAUGCAAUUCAUGAUUUAAUUUUAUCUGCAAAUAGAAACAGUCUUUCUCUUUCUCUUCAAGAUAUAGUCUUUCAAUUAUUUGAAUUAGGCUUUGAGGAAAUAACUUUAGAUGUAGUUGUUUCGAGCUGGAAAAAAUGUUUAGGUAAGAUGGGAAACUAUUGGGAAAUAGUUGAUAAUGGAAUAAAUGACAAGAGUGAAGAUAAAGAUAUAAACUUGUAUUUAGAAGACAAAAAUCUUAAUGAGAAAGUGUAG